This is a messenger RNA of Triticum urartu, 1386 nucleotides long. RefSeq names its product gibberellin 2-beta-dioxygenase 6. NCBI's taxonomy places the organism in Eukaryota, Viridiplantae, Streptophyta, Magnoliopsida, Poales, Poaceae. The record is from RefSeq and is a predicted model, not a curated record.
ACCCAUCUCCUCCGUCGACCGACCAUGCCGGCCUUCGCCGAGCCAGCCAUUGAUCCGCCUCUGGCGGACAGCUACCGCGCGCUGCUGCGCACCGACCAGCUCCGCCGCGGCGGCAUUGCGCCCGCGCUGUCGCCGGCGGUGCCGGAGAGCGUGGCCGUGCUGGAGCGCGACCUGCCGAUGAUCGACUUGAAGCGCCUGACGAGCGGCGACGCGGGGGAGAGGAAGGCGUGCGCGGACGCCAUGGCGCGCGCGGCGUCGGAGUGGGGCUUCUUCCAGGUGAUCAACCACGGCGUGGGGCGGAAGCUCCUGGAGGAGAUGCGGCGCGAGCAGGCGCGGCUGUUCCGCCUGCCGUUCGACACCAAGGAGAAGGCCGGGCUCCUCAACGGCUCGUACCGGUGGGGCAACCCGACGGCUACGUCGCUCCGGCACCUCUCGUGGUCGGAGGCCUUCCACGUUCCGCUCGCCAGCAUCUCCCGGGAGGACUGCGACUACGGAAAGCUCAGCUCCUUGAGGGCCGUGAUGCAGGAGGUGGCGGACGCGAUGUCGCGCGUGGCGGACACGGUGGCGGCGGCGCUGGCGGAGGACCUCGGGCACGAUGCGUGGGGCGGUGAGCCGGCGUUCCCGGCGGGGUGCGACGGGACGACGUGCUUCCUGCGGCUCAACAGGUACCCGGCAUGCCCGUUCGCGCCGGACACGUUCGGGCUGGUGCCGCACACGGACAGCGACUUCCUCACCAUCCUCUGCCAGGACCAGGUCGGGGGCCUGCAGCUCAUGAAGGACUCCCGCUGGGUCGCCGUGAAACCCCGCCCCGACGCGCUCAUCGUCAACAUCGGCGAUCUGUUUCAGGCGUGGAGCAACAACAGGUACAAGAGCGUGGAGCACAAAGUGGUGGCCAACGCCAAGGCGGAGCGCCUCUCCGUCGCCUACUUCCUGUGCCCGUCGUACGACUCGCCGGUCGGCACAUGCGGCGAGCCGUCGCCGUACAGGCCGUUUACCUUCGGGGAGUACCGGAGGAAGGUGCAGGACGAUGUCAAGAGAACCGGCAAAAAAAUUGGGCUCCCCAACUUUCUCAAACAGUCUCUCGUUGACUCCAUGAAUCACAGCCUCUGUACUUAACACGUACAGUAGUACUGUUGAAAUACUCAAAUCUCACCGUAGAAGCGUCGUGCGCCCGCAGUAUGGAAUCGGAGAUAAUCCCCCCCCCCCCCCCCCCCCCCCCCCCCCCCCUUUUUUUUUUGUAAUUCUUUCUGUUUCUAUUCUAGUUUUCUUUCGGCCCUAUUGGGCCUAGGUGAUAGGUACUAUACCACGCGAUAAUGAUGGAGGAAUCAAUGGAAUAUAUAACAUGAUGCUAUGGUGAUACGUCUGCCCAUCUGGCUCCCGUUUGUU